Molecule: messenger RNA, 1245 nt
Organism: Hemicordylus capensis (graceful crag lizard)
Lineage: Eukaryota; Metazoa; Chordata; Lepidosauria; Squamata; Cordylidae
Product: vomeronasal type-2 receptor 26-like
Exons: 4
Coding region: 148-1245 (365 amino acids)
Biological process (GO): G protein-coupled receptor signaling pathway
Cellular component (GO): membrane
Molecular function (GO): G protein-coupled receptor activity
Source: RefSeq, a predicted model, not a curated record
CUAAAAUGGUCAGAGAGAGACAUUUCUGGGAAGCAGGGAAGGAAGAUUUUCCAUAGUUGGAAAAGAGGGAAGACAAGGUGAAAGGGAUGUGGCCCCUUUCUGUCUGUAGUGACUCCUGCCAGGCUGGAUAUCAGAAGAUCAAGAGGGAUGGGGAGAAAUUUUGCUGCUACGAUUGUGUUCCAUGCCCUGAAGGGAUGGUUUCAGACCAGAAGGACGCGACCCCUUUCUGUCUGUAGUGACUCCUGCCAGGCUGGAUAUCAGAAGAUCAAGAGGGAUGGGGAGAAAUUUUGCUGCUUCGAUUGUGUUCCAUGCCCUGAAGGGAUGGUUUCAAACCAGAAGGAUGCAGAUGAUUGUUUCCACUGUCCCGAAGAUCAGUAUCCAAGCAAGAACAAAGAUCAAUGCAUCCCCAAAGUUAUAACCUUUCUCUCUUAUCAAGAACCUCUGGGGAUCACUCUAGCUUCCACUGCUGCUUCUUUUUCCCUGAUCACAAUCUUAGUGCUCGGAAUUUUUAUUAAGCACAAUGAUACCCCCAUAAUCAAAGCCAACAACCGGGAAUUCUCCUACAUUCUCCUUAUCUCCCUCCUGCUUGGCUUUCUUUUGUCUUUCCUCUAUCUUGGACAACCUACAAGGAUGGCCUGUUAUCUCCAACAGAAUGCUGUCGGCAUGAUCUUGACUCUAGCUAUUUCCUGUGUGUUGGCUAAAACCCUCACCGUGCUUGUAGCUUUCAUGGCCACCAAGCCAGGAUCCAGCAUGAAGAAAUGUCUGGGGAAAAGACUGACCACCUCCGUAGUCCUUUCCAGCUGCCUUAUUCGAGCAGUCAUGAGUGUUGUGUGGCUAGGAAUAUAUCCCCCCUUUCCAUAUCUUGACAUGCAGUCAAUGACUGGAGAGAUAGUUGCAAAAUGUAACAAAGGGCCAAUCGUGGUGCUUUGCUUUCAUCUGAGCCACAUGGGAUUUCUCUUUAUCAUCACCUGCACUGUGGCCUUCCUGGCCAGGAAUUUACCAGAUGCUUUUACUGAAUCCAGGUUCAUCAACCUCAGCUUGUGUAUGCUUUUCAGUGUUUGGUUGUGGUUUGUUCCAACCCUUAUGAGUACUCAGUGGAAAUUCGUGGUGGUUGUGGAGAACCUCUUCAUCUUAGCCUCCAGUGCUGCAUUACUGGGCUGCAUCUUUUCCCCCAAAUGCUACAUUAUUGUACUCAGGCCCAAACUGAAUAGCAGAGAUCAGCUAAGAAGAAGAAAGAAAGAAUAG